Messenger RNA from Halteromyces radiatus, 2715 nucleotides. RefSeq lists its product as uncharacterized. Gene Ontology annotation, cellular component: cytoplasm; cell division site; plasma membrane. The record is from RefSeq and is a predicted model, not a curated record. The coding region runs from base 11 to 2515 and encodes 834 amino acids. NCBI's taxonomy places the organism in Eukaryota, Fungi, Mucoromycota, Mucoromycetes, Mucorales, Cunninghamellaceae. Gene Ontology annotation, molecular function: GTPase activator activity. The transcript has 6 exons. Gene Ontology annotation, biological process: small GTPase-mediated signal transduction; cytoskeleton organization.
ACUUCAAGUCAUGUCUUCUUUUCACUUUGAAACUUCCUUUUGGUCACAGAAACAACCAGAACAAACGUUACCUGAUUUUACAACUGGUUUUCAAGUACUACAUAAGAAACUGAACCAAAGUAAAGUAGAGAACGAUGAAGUCAUCCAGUUUUUCAAGGAUCGUAUUGCGUGUGAAGAACAAUAUGCAAUUCGUUUGGCAAAUACAAGACCCUUUCAAGCCUCUGGUUUUGAUGCUGACGAUGGUGCUACUCUCAAAAGUUGUUUUCACUUACUCAAGCAAACAAAUAUUCAACAAAGUCAACAACAUAAUACUAUGACAAACUCUCUUCGAACAACUGUAUUGGACCCAUUAGUUCAAUUUCAACAGGAAUAUAAACGACAUAUCUCUACAAGCAAACAAGCCAUGGAAUCUUCUAUUCGUCAACUUGAUGGUUUAGUCAAAGAAGCUGAACGCGCAAAACAACUGUAUCAUCGUAAAUGUCGUGAUGCUAACCAAGCCGAAGAACAAGCUCUCCAGAAUGUAUCCAAUACUAUUCCUCCAGUUUCACCUACAACUUUAUCAGAACAAACUAGUGAUGAUAGUAUAAAUAAUAAUGAUAAUACAACAUCUCUUCCUUCAACAAACAGUGAAUCCAUUCAACUUGGUAAUCAGGUCCUAUCAAAAUCAGAAUAUGAUCAAUUAAUUCAAGAUAUGCAUGCUUCCAUUCCAAUGCAAGAUCAUCGUGUUCCUAUCCUUGGCAAGUAUUCAAAUACUUCAACUGGUGAAAGUAUCGCUAUUUGGCUUCAGCAACAUUUGGCUCAAUGCAAAGAUUCUCCUGCGAUGGCUGAUGUCAUUGGUCAACAAUUAAUUCAACCCUAUGGUGCUCUUCGUUUGAUUGGACAACGUGGAAACAAGUUCAUUGCUUCUCCUACUUCCUUUUAUCAAUGGCGUGGUAUUGUGGCUUCUAAAACAAUGGAUGAUGACAACAACAGUGUAUCAGUGACUAACGGUGUCAGUACAUUGACUUUGGGUGGUCUUUUCGAUCGGAAAUCAACAUCAACAACAUCUUCCAUCACCGGUGAAGAAGUUCAUAAAAAGGCAAGAAGCGAAGCCGAACGUGCCGAUGAAGCUUAUAGAACAGCAAUCAAAAGAGUGGAUCAGAUGCGAACCGUUAUUGAAGAAUCUUUGUUUGCUCAUUUUGCUGAAAUGGAACAAGUGGAAAUCAACCGGAUAAAUACCAUCAAACGUGCCUUUACUGAAUACACCUCAUGUUUAUCAACCUCUUUACCCGUGGACAAGUCAAUGAUUGAAGAAUUAGUAGCUAAUCAAGAAUCUCUCAAGCCUGAUCAAGAUAUUCAAUAUAUUGUUCAACAAUACUAUGUAGCUGGAUUUUCUCCAAAAGCCAUCUUAUAUGAAAAUUAUUAUCACGGCGUUGCUCACGAUCAAAUAUUCGGUGUACCAUUAUCAGAAUUGGCAAAACAUGGUUCAGAUAAUGUUCCUAUAUUUAUUAGACGAUUAUUGGAUGCUAUUGAACAAGGUUCAAAAGAUAUGGAUGCUGAAAUCAAAAAAUCAUUAUGGUCUACCCCAAUUCCCCUGGAUCAAGUUCAUAGCCUUCGUACAGAUAUCAAUAUUUCAAGUGAUCGUGUCACUAUGGAUCUUUUACUUCAGCAGGAACCUGGGUUGUUGGUUGCUCUAUUAAGGCUCUACUUAUUGGAACUCCCUCAGUGUCUUUUUACCUUUGAGUUAUAUGAUGCUGCAUAUGCUCUUUAUGGUAACAAUGGUCAAGAUACAAGUCUGCUUCGAUUACCUGUUAGCAAUUUGAUAGCUAGUCUACCAGCCCCUCAUUUUGAAACUCUCAAGUUGAUUAUGCAGCAUGUCAGCAGAUAUGUCAAGGACAACAAUAUACCUGAUGAAACAAUAACAGCCAUUUGUCAGUCGCUAGGAUCUGUUGUGAUACGAAGCAAACAAGAAUCUUUGGUGACAUUGACAAGUCGGGUACCAACUCAUCUAACCUAUGAUAUGAUCAAGCAUUAUGACGACAUCUUCUCUGAUUCCACAUUACAAGCACAUGCCGAUAGUGAAAGACGUCGUCAAGCCAGUCCCUUAGUAGUUCCUGAAGCAACUGAUUAUGCACAUACAACAGCCAAUUCAUCAUCAUCUCAAGGCUCAGAUUCUCUCUCCAACAAUAAGAAACGCGGUAUCAUGUCAUUUAUGCGAUCAAGCAGUGUCGACGAUCCAAAAUGGAAUUUGAAUGUUUUUCGUAGCAACUCUACAUCACAACAACAACAACAAGAAACGACUUUAUCAACCAAUACAAAACAUACAUUCACAGCAUCUACCAUCACUCAUGAUUCACCUCCAUUGUUACCUCAAAAGGAUGAUCCCUCUCCUCCAGUUAAUCAAGUCAUGUUUGAUGUGUCUGAUCAUGUCACUCGAAAAUCAUCCAAAGAUACAACAACUGCUCAAACAAUACUAGAUGAUAUCGACGCCGAAGAUAGCAACCAUGAUUUGGAUCCUUUCUUUGAUGAUGAUUAGAAUAAUAUUUCUUUCCAGAUAGUGAUUCCCCCAUAUAAACAGUAUUUAUAUUCAUUUAUGCUUCCCCUUUCCCAAUUCAAUAUAUACACUCACAUUUUUAUAUAUACUCAUACAUAUCUAUAUCUUUUUGAUACACAACAGUCUAGUCCAAAAAAAAAAAAAGAAAAUACAAUAAACAAUCAAGUUUUGUGGAAUCAAUA